This is a messenger RNA of Cynocephalus volans (Philippine flying lemur), 1068 nucleotides long. RefSeq names its product C-C motif chemokine receptor 1 (gene CCR1). Gene Ontology annotation, biological process: immune response; G protein-coupled receptor signaling pathway; positive regulation of cytosolic calcium ion concentration. Gene Ontology annotation, cellular component: external side of plasma membrane; membrane. NCBI's taxonomy places the organism in Eukaryota, Metazoa, Chordata, Mammalia, Dermoptera, Cynocephalidae. The transcript has a single exon. The record is from RefSeq and is a predicted model, not a curated record. Bases 1 to 1068 code for a protein of 355 amino acids. Gene Ontology annotation, molecular function: chemokine (C-C motif) ligand 5 binding; chemokine (C-C motif) ligand 7 binding; C-C chemokine receptor activity.
AUGGAGAUCUCAGUCACCACAGAGGACUAUGACAUGACCACAGAAUACGAAUAUGGGGAUACAACCCCGUGUCAGAAGGUGGAUGUGAGGGCCUUGGGGGCCCAGCUGCUGCCCCCUCUGUACUCGCUGGUGUUUGUCAUUGGCGUGGUUGGCAAUGCCCUGGUGGUCCUGGUCCUCUUGCAGCACAAGAGGCUCAGAAGCAUGACCAGCAUCUACCUCCUCAACCUGGCCAUUUCUGACCUGCUCUUCCUCUUCACGCUGCCCUUCUGGAUUGACUACGAGUUGAAGAAUGACUGGAUUUUUGGUAAUGUCAUGUGUAAGCUCCUCUCUGGGCUUUACUACGUAGGCUUGUACAGCGAGAUCUUCUUCAUCAUCCUGCUGACGAUCGAUAGGUACCUGGCCAUCGUCCAUGCUGUGUUUGCCUUGCGGGCCCGGACAGUCACCUUUGGCAUUAUCACCAGCAUCAUCGUCUGGGCCCUGGCCAUCCUGGCUUCCAUCCCAGGCUUGUACUUUUCCAAGACUCAGCAGGAGUUCACUCAUGACACUUGCAGCCUUCAUUUUCCUCAUGAAAGCCUAAGAAAAUGGAAACAGUUUCAGGCUCUGAAAAUGAACUUCUUGGUCCUGGUCUUGCCUCUGUUGGUCAUGAUCGUUUGCUAUACAGGGAUUAUAAAGAUUCUGCUCAGACGACCAAAUGAGAAGAAGUCCAAAGCUGUCCGUCUGAUUUUUGUCAUCAUGCUCAUCUUCUUUCUCUUUUGGACGCCCUACAAUCUGACUGUAUUCAUUUCUGCUUUCCAAGACUCCCUGUUCACCAGUCACUGUGAGCAGAGCAAAGACCUGGACAUGGCCCUGCAAGUGACAGAGGUGAUCGCCCACACACACUGCUGCGUCAACCCGGUGAUCUAUGCCUUCGUCGGUGAGAGGUUCCGGAAGUACCUGCGCCAGUUGUUCCAGAGGCACAUGGCUGUGCACCUGGCUAAAGGGCUUCCCUUCCUCUCCACAGACAGGCUGGAGAGGACCAGCUCCAUGUCUCCCUCCACGGGGGAGCACGAACUCUCCGCUGGGUUUUGA